AUGUCUUUCCUCGGAUUUGGUCGCCCGCAGCCCUCGUCGGCGGAGAAGAUUGCCGCCGUUGAGCAGGAGAUGAAGCUUAUGGCAGAGAUGCACAACCGUCUCACAAGAGUCUGCGCAAAGAAGUGCGUGCCCAACGACUACCGCGAGGGUGACCUGAACAAGGGCGAGAGUGUCUGCCUCGACCGAUGUGCCGCCAAAUUCUUCGACGUCCAUUUGAAAGUUUCAGAAUUGAUGCAGCAAGAAGCGCAAUCAAGAGGUGGCGGUGGCGGCGGCGGCUUUGGUAUGGGCGGAUAG
Molecule: messenger RNA, 294 nt
Organism: Pseudomassariella vexata
Lineage: Eukaryota; Fungi; Ascomycota; Sordariomycetes; Amphisphaeriales; Pseudomassariaceae
Product: Tim10/DDP family zinc finger protein
Exons: 2
Coding region: 1-294 (97 amino acids)
Biological process (GO): protein insertion into mitochondrial inner membrane
Cellular component (GO): mitochondrial inner membrane
Source: RefSeq, a predicted model, not a curated record